AUGGCGGAAUUUCUUAGCAACCCCCAUGGAUUUAUUUUGGAUAAUAUCAUAGCAACUCUAAUAGCCUUAUUAAUUCGAUGGUGUAUCUCUUUAAACCCGUACUCAGGUAAAGGUAAACCACCGAUGUAUGGCGACUAUGAGGCUCAACGUCAUUGGAUGGAAUUAACGACCAAUUUGCCAGUGAAGCAAUGGUAUUUUGAGUCGCCGAAUAACAACUUAAGUUAUUGGGGUAUCGAUUAUCCACCACUGACAGCUUAUCAUAUGUGGAUUUGCGGGCAAAUCGCCAAAAGAAUUAAUCCUAUAUGGAUAGAAUUAAAUACAUCUCAUGGUUAUGAAAGCUCAAAUCAUCAGCUGUUUAUGCGCUACACAGUGGUCAUGGUGGAUUUAAUCCUGUAUAUCAUACCGGUAUUACUCUUUUGUAAUAUGGUCUUAGCCAAACGAUCAAGGAUACUGCGAUUCUCUCUAUCUUUGUUAAUGUUAUUACAACCAGCCUCCUUAUUAAUUGAUCACGGCCACUUUCAAUACAAUUGCUGCAGCUUGGGUUUGGCAUUAAUUGCAAUUUUAUUCAUAUUUAGAGGCCAUGACGUAUUUGGUGCAUGCGCCUUUUCACUAGCAUUAAACUACAAACAAAUGGAGUUGUAUCAUUCCCUUCCAUUUUUUUGUUAUCUCCUGGGAAAAAGUUUACAUUCGUCGAAACCGUUUUUCAAAAUUAUUACAUUAGGAGUAACUGUUAUCAUCACCUUUGGUGUUUGCUGGUUUCCAUUUUUAUUCGAUACAAAUCAAGCCACUCAGCUUGUUAAAAGAUUAUUUCCGUUCAAUAGAGGAUUAUAUGAAGAUAAGGUGUCUAAUGUUUGGUGUACCGUAAAUGUUCUAAUAAAACUUCGCCAGAUCUUCUCGCAGCAAACUCUUGUCGCCCUCAGCUUAUUAGCAACUGUUGCGGCUGUCUUACCCUCUUCAAUCCAUUUGAUUAUAUAUCCUUCUCGGCACAGGUUCAUACUCGCUUUGGUCAACUCAUCUUUGGCGUUCUUUCUUUUCUCUUACCAAGUCCAUGAGAAAUCUGUACUGCUAGCCUGCAUGCCGGCUAGCCUGUUACUGCCGUGGUAUCCUGCUGAAAGUGGACUAUUUCUCCUUUAUGCAACAUUUAGUAUGGUACCAUUGUUAAUAAAAGAUGGGCUGCUGUUACCAUAUAUUUCCAUAAUGAUGUUAUAUCUGUACUUAUUGUAUAUAACAUUCAGAUCUUAUUAUCAAGUCGGUACUAUUCAAAAGUACAUGUAUGGAAUCUCGAUUAUGGUUAUGUCUUGUCUGCAUGGCUACGCAGCUAUAGCGAUUCCCCCUAGACGAUAUCCAGAUCUGGUUGCAGUCUUGAUCUCUGCUAUAUCAUGUUGCUUUUUUACGUUAUUCUUUUUGUACUGUAAUUAUUUACAAUUUACAGCUAGUGACGAUUUAAUAAAGGCAUCGGUGACUUCGAAAUCGAAAUCCGAUUGA
Molecule: messenger RNA, 1485 nt
Organism: Trichoplax adhaerens
Lineage: Eukaryota; Metazoa; Placozoa; Uniplacotomia; Trichoplacea; Trichoplacidae
Exons: 11
Coding region: 1-1485 (494 amino acids)
Biological process (GO): protein N-linked glycosylation
Cellular component (GO): endoplasmic reticulum membrane
Molecular function (GO): dolichyl pyrophosphate Man9GlcNAc2 alpha-1,3-glucosyltransferase activity
Source: RefSeq, a predicted model, not a curated record